CCAUGUGACCAUGUCAGUCUCAUAUUUGAAUUAAGUACUACUACUACUCUACUGUACUUGUAUGAAUAUCAUCACGGAAAAAGAAGCAGCAAAUGAUCAUACACACGUCCAUCCUCCAAUUGGCAACAUAUUAUCUCCCAACAGCUGGACUUCCCCAAACAUAACCCAAAUUCAAUGACUAUUAUUCACUUUAUAUACACCAUUUUCUCAGCAAUUUCUCUUCAAACACAUGCUCAGAUUUUACUCAUUUUCUGGGAUUUUACACACUAACUAUAAUUGUCACACUCAACUCUAGAUAAAUUUGUGGUAAUUUCUUCACAUUAUCUUUGAAUUUCCCACUAAAUGGCUGCUAAAGAAGAAAAGGGUGAUGCUUGUUUAUCAACCCAAAGACAGAGAUUCUAUGUUGAACUUAAACCUGGUGAAACCACCAUUGUUUCUUGGAAGAAGUUACUAAGAAAAGCAAAAGAAAAAGAUCAGUGCCCUCUUAUUUCUUCUUCUGUUACUAAAGUUAAGGGCUUUUCUUCAUGUGGACCCACCUCUUCAUCUUCUCCUUUGGAUGACAAUUAUGAUGGUGGCCAGUAUCAUGAUUCUGUCAUUAGGAAUAAGAGAGUCAAACAUGUAAAUAGAGCCACACCAUCAGGCUACAUGCAACCGAGCAAGCGCAGAGGGACAAAAAUAGAAGGUGAGAAAAAUGAUAGUCAUUCAUCAAUAAAGCCAGGGGGACAGCAUAACAAAGAUAGGAAUCUACUCAAUGAAACUUUUAGACACUCUAGCUUACCCGCUAUGGUAAAAGAUGACCGAUCUGAAAAGCUGCAGAAAAUUACAGUGGAUCCUCAUUCCCCUGUCUUGGCCUAUUCAAAGAAAUCUUCAAGUCGUAGUAAAUCCAGAUGUCCACCUUUGAAUGCAGUUGAGGAUGCUCCAGUGUUUCCAUUAAUCACAAUGGAUGCUCAUUCCCCAUUAAUUACAAUGCCUGAUAUCCUGCAAAGCACUCAGAAUAUCACUUACAAAAAUAUCAAAGUAGGAGUUGAAGGUGAUACAUCUGCUGCUAUGCAUCAGAAUAUCGAGGGCCGAAGUCUUCCCGUAAAAGCCAGCUCUACUUCUACAUCUGAGGUUCUGUCACAUAAUAAGGUAUCGUCCAAAAGUCGGCAUAGUGACAAGAGUUAUGGAAGCAGGGAAAACGUUGAUACUAUGUCGUUGGGCCACAAGUCAUCGUUGAAAGAUUCAGUUCCAAAUGUGGUGAAAAUUAUUCAGAGAAAUCCUGAUCAAAUUCCUUGCGCAAAGAGGAAAUUUAUCCACUCAAGCAACAACUGUAAUCCCAUCCCUUCUCUUCCCAGCAAGAAAACUCCUAAGAAAGCAGCAAUAGAGCAGAAGCCGAAGCAGUUGGUCCUGGAGAAACCGAUUGUGAAAGUGAGAUUCCUUUUGAAGCAGGAGCAUGAAACUCUCAAAUCUAACGAGCAACCUGCCAAACACACGUUAAACCAGCCAAGAUAUGCUGCUCCUCAGACGUGCAGUGCAAACAACUGAUCUGAUAAGCUCAUCCUGUGAAAAAGUGAAUAUGUACGCGGUAUGUUUAGUAGCUUUCUUCGUGAUCGCUUAGGCAAAUGUUAUCCUGCAUGGCAACAGCGUGCGUAAAUUAGGUCUGUAUCACCCUCUUUUUGGUUUUAACUAGCGCCUAGCGGCAGGGUUGUGCACCAGCUCUAACGCCCUUACAGUUGUCCUUGCUGGGAAAUUUUGGUUUGUCCAAGCGUGCAGUUUCUGCAAGAUUGUAACAGUGAUCAGUGAUGGUAAAAUUACUAUUAGUUAUAGUAUUUGGUUGGUGAUUUGUAUCUUAAAUUCGUAUCCACAAUCUCAGAUGCAAGCAUAUGUUUGAAUAA
Messenger RNA from Beta vulgaris subsp. vulgaris (sugar beet), 1874 nucleotides. Its product is annotated as ubinuclein-1. The record is from RefSeq and is a predicted model, not a curated record. The transcript has 4 exons. Lineage: Eukaryota; Viridiplantae; Streptophyta; Magnoliopsida; Caryophyllales; Amaranthaceae. Bases 343 to 1524 code for a protein of 393 amino acids.